Raphanus sativus (radish) is the source of this 1010-nucleotide messenger RNA. RefSeq names its product elongation factor 1-delta 1. Lineage: Eukaryota; Viridiplantae; Streptophyta; Magnoliopsida; Brassicales; Brassicaceae. The record is from RefSeq and is a predicted model, not a curated record. Gene Ontology annotation, biological process: translational elongation. The transcript has 7 exons. Gene Ontology annotation, cellular component: cytosol; eukaryotic translation elongation factor 1 complex. The coding region runs from base 171 to 863 and encodes 230 amino acids. Gene Ontology annotation, molecular function: guanyl-nucleotide exchange factor activity; translation elongation factor activity.
GUUCAAAAGGCUAUGAAUCAAAACAGGCCCAAAAUAGGCCCACUACAAGAAAAAACCUAGAGAUUAGAUACAUAAACUCCAUAAGCACAACAACCACUCCUCCUCGCCUCCGUCGCUCAUCUUCAAGUCUCCUUGUAACUCAGUGAAAAGGUUCGAGCUUUUGGAGAAUAAUGGCUGCCUUCCCCAACCUUAACACUGAAGCUGGAUUGAAGAAGCUCGAUGAGCAUCUUCUCACUCGCAGUUACAUCACUGGGUACCAGGCUUCCAAGGAUGAUAUCACUGUCUUUGCUGCUCUUGCAAAGCCACCAACCUCGCAGUUUGUGAACGCUUCUCGUUGGUACAACCACAUCGAUGCCCUCUUGAGGAUCUCAGGUGUCUCUGCUGAGGGAAGUGGUGUCAUUGUUGAGGGAUCAGCCCCAGUUGCGGAAGAGACUAUUGCUACUCCCCCUGCAGCUGAUUCCAAGGAUGCUGCGGAUGAAGAGGAUGAUGAUGAUGUUGACCUUUUCGGAGAGGAGACCGAGGAGGAGAAGAAGGCUGCUGAAGAGAGAGCUGCUUCUGUAAAGGCAUCCACAAAGAAGAAGGAAUCUGGAAAGUCAUCAGUUUUGAUUGAUAUCAAGCCGUGGGAUGAUGAGACCGACAUGAAGAAACUAGAGGAAGCUGUGAGAUCCGUCCAGAUGGAAGGUUUAUUCUGGGGAGCAUCCAAGCUUGUACCGGUUGGUUACGGUAUCAAGAAGUUGCAGAUCAUGUGCACCAUUGUUGACGACCUCGUCUCUGUUGACACCAUGAUUGAAGAGACGCUCACCGUCGAGCCAAUCAAUGAGUUUGUCCAGAGCUGUGACAUUGUUGCUUUCAACAAAAUCUGAGGAUGGCUUUUUUUUCUGCUUUAAGGAAGCGCUCAUGCAAUCUGAUUAUUGUUUCCAAGUUUCUUGUGGACUCGUGUUUUUGAUUUUGCUUUGGUUUGCCUUAUCUCCUGUUUAAUUUUGAUAUUUAUGAAGAAGACAGUUUCGUUA